Messenger RNA from Talaromyces marneffei, 1152 nucleotides. RefSeq lists its product as uncharacterized. The record is from RefSeq and is a predicted model, not a curated record. Bases 1 to 1152 code for a protein of 383 amino acids. The transcript is spliced from 5 exons. NCBI's taxonomy places the organism in Eukaryota, Fungi, Ascomycota, Eurotiomycetes, Eurotiales, Trichocomaceae.
AUGUGCUAUUAUAAUCAGUCAGAGCUAAUUAUUGCAAUAACUCGACCUUUGGACAAGCGACCAAUCUACAUUGGUGUUAUCAGCUCGAGCGAGGUUUCGCAAUACAACAGUUUGUUUUUGUUCCUCAACGGCCUGCGUGCAAGCAUUACCCGUAUCACGCCAGAAUUGAAUCCCGAGUCCAUCAUUAAUGCUAGCGCAACGAGUUUGGCUGGCUCAGGACUAGAAAGGUACGCCAGUCAAAUUGCUGAAGAGGAUACUCAGACGCCGAAGGUCACAUACUUGAGUUUGAUUGGAUGCAAAGAAACCUUUUAUGCUUUGAAUGAAGAAGAAGAUACAAUGGGCAAAUUCUACGAAACAAUUCCGCCAACCCUCUACACCUGGAUCCUAACCCAAAAGAUCUUCUGGGUGGCCACCGCACCGUUAUCAGGAACCGGUCAUGUCAACGUCUCUCCCAAGGGCGGCCCUUACUUCGGCCUUCUCGACAACAGGACCUUUUGGUAUCUAGACAUGACCGGUUCCGGCAGCGAGACAAUCAGUCACAUCUACGAGCCGGGCAAUGGUCGUGUCACGAUCAUGUUCAAUGCCUUUGAAGGUCCCCCACGCAUCGUGAGACUGUGGGGGAAAGGCAGGGUAUUAGAAAACGGUGGCAAAGAAUUUGCAGACUUUGUGGAGCGGAAUCAUGUUCAGCUUGUGACAGGAACGAGGUCAAUUAUUGUGGUGGACGUGCAUCAGGCUGGGUCAUCGUGUGGGUUUUCGGUGCCGUUUUAUGAGUUCAAGGAGUUUCGGGAGACGUUACUUGAGUAUAAUGGUAGAAAGGAGAAGAAGUAUAAGGAGGGAAAUGAGGGGGAGAGUUUUCCAAGGUACUGGGCAUCGAAUAAUACAUGGUCCAUGGAUAACCUUCCUGGAAUGAAGACCGCACUGGUAGUCAGUUCAGAGGAGAAAAUUGUUCCGACGACCAAAAUGGUCGGCCCACUGGCACCGAAAAAUCUAGGCAUACCGAGCCGAGGCCUCUUACUAAAUCAACGGCCAGCUGCUAGUUUGCAGCCUUCUUUGCUGUUACUUGUUGCUUUGUUGAGUUUUAUAAUGGGGGUUUGUGCUACGUUGUUUGUUGGUAGUGAGAAUGUUAUGGAUCGUUUUGCUACCUAUCUUUAA